UCAUAUACUCUUACACAAAUCAUAUACUUCACAUAUUAUUCUACUUUACAUAUAUAUAAUAAAAAUAUUAUAUUUAAAUCUGUAUCAUGGAGACAGUAACCAAUUCAACUCAAAAUCCUACCAACUCCAAUUACUCUGACUCUGUUUCUCUCAAAAGUAAAGUCUAUAAAUACUUAAAACACUUGCAUCUCCCAAAUCAUCAAGCAAGCCUUUCCUCAAACACAAACACAAAAAUGGCCAACUUAAUCUUGAUUGUAACUACUCUUGUCACAAUUGCUCCUCUCUGCUUCUGCCACAGCACAAAUGGAGGCUACCUCUACCCACAAUUCUACGACCGGUCAUGCCCACAAGCUCUGCCAAUCGUCAAGUCCAUCGUGGCCAAAGCCGUGGCUAGAGAGCCUCGCAUGGCUGCUUCACUCCUCAGGCUCCAUUUCCAUGACUGCUUCGUUAAGGGAUGCGAUGCAUCGAUUCUUUUGGACAGCGGUGGAGGCUUAACGAGUGAGAAAAACUCGGUUCCCAACAGAAAUUCAGUCCGUGGAUUUGAUGUGAUUGAUGAGAUUAAAUCAGCGGUGGAGAAAGCCUGCCCUCAAACCGUUUCUUGUGCAGAUAUAUUGGCUGUUGCUGCAAGAGAUUCCACAGUUGUUGCUGGUGGGCCAAGUUGGGUGGUUCCAUUGGGGAGAAGGGACUCAAAAGGAGCAAGUUUGAGUGGAUCAAACCACAACAUCCCAGCUCCAAACAACACCUUCCAAACAAUCCUCACCAAGUUCAAGCUACAAGGAUUGAACAUUGUUGAUCUUGUAGCGUUGUCCGGGAGCCACACCAUAGGAAAAGCAAGAUGCACGAGCUUCAGACAGAGGCUCUACAACCAGACAGGAAACGCAAAGCCAGAUUCCAGCUUGGAGCAGUCCUACGCAGCCCAGCUGCGCACCAGGUGCCCACAGUCCGGCGGCGAUCAGAACCUCUUCCCCCUCGACUUCGUCUCCCCCACGAGCUUCGACAACGCCUACUUCAAGAAUCUGCUGAGUUUCAAGGGCCUCCUCAGCUCCGAUCAAGUGCUGGUCACCAAGAAUCAAGAAUCACUGGAGCUGGUGAAGAGAUAUGCGGAGAGCAAGGAGGUGUUCUUCGACCAGUUUGCCAAGUCCAUGGUGAAGAUGGGGAACAUUUCGCCAUUGACGGGCCGCAGAGGAGAGAUCAGGAAGAAUUGCAGGAGCAUGUCUUCUUAGAAUACCAUUGCCAUUGCUUCUUCUUCAUUACUGUCGUUCGAUCUACUUCUGCCUUUUCCAUGCUAAUCACAAUCACUCUGUCGCUGCACUGUAUUCUAUAUUUAUCAUCAUUUUAUGUGUCUCGUGACUCUUACUCUA
Salvia miltiorrhiza (redroot sage) is the source of this 1361-nucleotide messenger RNA. Its product is annotated as peroxidase 72. The transcript has 3 exons. Lineage: Eukaryota; Viridiplantae; Streptophyta; Magnoliopsida; Lamiales; Lamiaceae. Gene Ontology annotation, molecular function: peroxidase activity; heme binding. The coding region runs from base 87 to 1223 and encodes 378 amino acids. The record is from RefSeq and is a predicted model, not a curated record. Gene Ontology annotation, biological process: hydrogen peroxide catabolic process; response to oxidative stress.